AUGAUUUUCAAGAAAACAGCAUUAGGAAUUUUUAAUAGUCGUGAAUGGAAAAAAGUGUUUGAUUCAAAAGAUAUUACUCAAACACAAGUAUUAGUUAUUGGAGCAGGUAUAUCAGGCUUAGAAGCGGCUCGUUUAUUGAAACAGAAUGGAAUACAAACACUUGUCAUUGAAGCACGAAAUCGUACUGGUGGUCGAAUCUGGUCGGUUCAGUCAAAAAAUGGGCACGUACUAGAUUUAGGUGCAGCAUGGCUUCAUGGUGUUAAUGGAUCUAUACCAAUUGGUUUUCUAUCGAAUCCUCUAUGGGACCUUGUCCAGCAAGCUAAAAUUCCUACUCGCAGUACAACAAUCAGUGAUGUACAAAUUUUCAAUAUGUCUGAUCAGACCAUAGCAGAAAGUCUAGAAAUAUGGUUUGAUGAAUAUAUUGAUUACAUUGAAGAAACGACUAAAUUAUCGGGAGGACAACAAUCUCUUCAGCAAUAUGCUGAAACAUUUUCUACCAUGAAAAAUUUGACUGGCGAAAAGCGAAAUGCAUUUUUCUCUUAUCUACAUACGGCUAUCGAAGGUAAUGAAGGCAUCGAAAUGAGUAAGAUUAAUGCAAAGAAUUUUGUUGAUAUUACCGGUGUUUAUUAUGGUGUAGAACCUGUAUUUCAUGAUACUGGUUUUCACGCAGUUAUCGACUACAUAGCCAAAGAUUUUCGAGAUGAUGACAUACGUUUUGGACAAAUCGUAAAUAACAUAACUUACGAUCAAGAUUCAGUUGAAGUACAAACUACAAAUGGGCAUAUCUAUCGUGCCCAAUAUGUCCUUUUAACAGUAUCAUUGGGUGUAUUAAAAGGUCGACAGAUUCUAUUCAAUCCUCCAUUACCACAAUGGAAAUUGAAUGCUAUCGACCGACUUGGAUAUGGACUUAUGAAUAAAGUUAUUUUAGUAUGGGAUACAGCUUGGUGGAAUUCGGCAAAUUAUUAUUUUAUGCGUAUUUCAUCAAAGCCAUCUCCUUUUGGUGUUUGGGCUAACGCUAAUAAAUGGAACGACCGACCGGCUCUGUUCUGUUUCUUUAUUGGUGAUGAAGCCAAUCGAUUAGAAACCUUAACAAAUGAGCAAGCUGUUGAAGAAGUUCGAAAUGCAUUACAACAAAUGUUUCCAAAUCAAAGUAUUCCGAUGCCUAUCGAUAGCUUUGUAACACGCUGGAAAUCAGAUCCAUUUUCCAAUGGUUCAUAUUCGUACAUAUCUCAACACCAAACUUAUGAAGAUAUGAUAUAUAUUAGUAAACCAAUUGCUCAUAAACUACUCUUUGCAGGCGAAGCCACAUCCCAAGAAUUUUAUGGCUAUGCACAUGGGGCUUUGCUAAGUGCACGACGAGAAGUUACUCGAUUAUUGCAUGUUUAUGAAUUGCCAGUAAAUCAAUCGAGGCCUACAUCUUGGUCAACGGCGAUCAGUCCAUUCGAAAUCAUGAUUAUUAUUAACGUCAUCUUUUUGAAACUUUUAUCUUAUUUAAUGAACUGA
Molecule: messenger RNA, 1503 nt
Organism: Rotaria sp. Silwood1
Lineage: Eukaryota; Metazoa; Rotifera; Eurotatoria; Philodinida; Philodinidae
Source: the annotation of a GenBank genome assembly